Molecule: messenger RNA, 6313 nt
Organism: Mycena citricolor
Lineage: Eukaryota; Fungi; Basidiomycota; Agaricomycetes; Agaricales; Mycenaceae
Source: the annotation of a GenBank genome assembly
UCCGUUUCUUACUCUUACCACCGCUUGGCGACCACCGCAGGGCCUCCCUCUCUUUCCUCAUUUCCCCUUUCCUUACCUCCCACCACGGGUGGGUUGUCCCCCCAUCCGUCUCCAUACUCAACGAGCCACGGACAUGAGUCGUCAAACCUCAAUGGCCCAACUCGAAACGGUUGAGGACCUGUCGUACCUCCCUACUCCUUCGGACGACGUCAUUGUCACCUGUCUCCGCGAGCGAUUCAUGGCCGACAUCAUAUAUACAGGUCUUGGCACCUCAGCCCUCGUCGCGCUCAAUCCACAUAAAUAUGUCUCCUCAACAUCAGACGCUUUUCUGCAAAAAUAUGCUGCUGAGUAUUGUGAUACCAGCGAGGACAAGCAGACAUUACCACCUCACAUCUUCCAACUCGCGAAUAAUGCGUAUUAUCACAUGAAGCGAACUGCACAGGAUCAGUGCCUUCUCUUCAGCGGUGAAACGGCGAGCGGCAAAUCGGAGAAUCGGCGGCUCGCAAUCAAGACAUUGCUUGAACUCAGCGUCAGCGCUGCCGGCAAAAAGGGUGCGAAGCUCGGUACCCAGAUACCUGCUGCCGAGUUUGUUCUUGAAUCCUUCGGGAAUGCGCGCACCUUAUUCAACCCCAACGCCUCCCGUUUCGGCAAAUAUACCGAGUUGCAGUUCAGCGAACGAGGGCGAUUGGUCGGUGUGAAGACCCUGGAUUAUUAUCUGGAACGCGGUCGUGUCUCCGGAGCCCCCAAUGGGGAGCGAAAUUUUCACAUCUUCUACUACCUCAUUGCCGGCGCGUCUGCUGAGGAACGAGCGCAUUUGCAUCUUGUCGACAAGGGCACCUAUCGUUACGUUGGCCAGCUACGGGCGGGAAUGGGCCCCAGCCAGCGACCGACCGAUGAUGCGAUUCGCUUCGAGCAACUUAAGGGAGCGCUCAAGGCCAUCGGCUUAUCAAAGCGACAUGUGGCUCAAACGUGUCAACUUGUCGCUGCGAUCCUUCACCUAGGCAAUCUCGAGUUCAUGAUUGACCGCAAUCGCGAUGAAGAUGCCGCAGUGGUUCGCAACACCGAUGUUUGUGCAAUCGUUGCCGACUUUCUGGGCGUUCAUGCGAGCGCCCUGGAGCAAACACUUUCGUACAAGACGAAGCUGGUCAAGAAGGAGUUGUGCACAGUGUUUCUCGAUCCAGAUAGUGCUGCCGACAAUCGAGACGACCUUGCGAAGACCUUAUAUGGGCUGCUUUUUGCCUGGCUCAAUGAGCAUAUCAACCAGCGACUGUGCCGCGAGGAUUUCGCCUCCUUUAUCGGCCUGUUUGAUCUUCCCGGUCCGCAAAACCUGUCUUCGCGUUCCAAUUCGCUGGACCAGUUCUGCAUCAAUUUUGCCAACGAACGGUUGCAUGCUUUCACGCAGCACGCACUCUUCGAAGCCCAUGUUGCGGAAUACACAGCUGAAGGUCUCAUCCCACGAUUCGUGCCGCACACCAUUCCGUACUUCGACAAUAGUGAGUGUAUGCGCUUGCUGCAGAAUCGCCCGGGGGGUUUGCUGCAUAUCAUGGACGAUCAGACACGACGAGCUCCAAAGAAGACGGAUGCCACCAUGAUUGAGGCGUUCCAGAAGCGUUGGGGCAAUCACUCGUCUUUCAAGUGCACCGGCGCUCCCAGCACCGGCGGCUCCGCGAACGGGAUGGGCACCGCUCCGUCCUUUACUAUCAGUCACUUCAAUGGACCUGUGACUUACUCGGCUGAAGGCUUCCUUGAGCGUAAUUUGGAUGCCUUGAACCCCGACUUUGUUCAACUUCUUCGCGGUGAAGCGGAAAGCGCGGCGACCGCAACCGGGACAGCAGGAACUGGCAGUGUGAACCCUUUCGUUCGAGGUCUGUUCAACGCACGUGCUAUCGCGACCCAGGCCCAUCCGCGAAAUGAGGAGACCAUAGUCGCUGCGCAACAACCCGUCAAGCCAAUGCGCGCUCCAUCAACUCGUCGGCGAAAUACCACACGACGCGGGCCAAUGUCUCCGGGCCUCGCAGCAGACAUUGUUGAGGAGGAGGACGGUGACCUAACCGGUGCCGUCGGCGACGGAUCUCCAUCGGCUGGCGGUCCCAGUGCUGUCACCGGUGCUUUCCGUGCGGCUUUAGACACCCUAUUCGCGACGCUCUCCGAGUGUCAAACCUGGAAUGUGUAUUGCAUCAACCCGAAUGACGCACAGAUGCCGAAUCAGCUCGAGGGCCGCAGUGUCAAGGGUCAGGUUCGUAGUGCCGGCCUCGCCCAGGUCGCAGUCCGUUGCUCAGGCUCAAGCGCUGUGGGGAAGGGCUCGGUGGCAGUCUGGGAAGUGAAGGUCGGCGUUGAGGAAUUUUGCGAGCGGUAUGGAUCAAUUCUGGCGGAAAAGGGCCUCCAAAAUGGGGAGGAUCGGGAGAGAAUCGAGAGGACUACUGCAGCCUUUGGAUUGGCUGAGUCGGAUGUCGUAUUGGGGAUCAACAAGGUGUUCCUCACUCAACGAGCCUUUCACCGUCUGGAGGAUAUGCUUCGUGCCCGGGAUACCGAUGAACAGAAGCGCAAUCGCGAACGAGAAGGAGAGAUCGUCAAUCCCAUCUCCGAUCCUUAUGCGCCUUACCCUGCGACCAUGACCGACUCCAGAGAGGCAUCACCAUUUGUUGGCGGCGCUUACAGUGAUCCAUACGGGACUGCUGGCCCUCAGGGCUCCUCGGCAGCACUGCCACUUGUCUCGCAUGCAUCACCGUUUCAGCGGGCCGACCUUUACGAGGACGAAUACGGCGGCUUCGACGAGCGCGGAUCGCUACGCGGUGGUGGUGUAGCCGACUCCGACUUCGAUGCCCGAAGCCGAUAUACGUCGGCUGACGACUCGGCAUCCGCUUUUGGAAGCGAGAGCUAUGCCCCAUCACGAAACAUGUUUGGAGGCGAUACAAAGGGCGGGACUCGUGGUGGCCCAUUGCUCGAGAAAGAGGCACUCGCUGGUGAAAUCCAGGAGGGCGAGACGGUGGAAGUGCUGAAGGAAUCGAGUGCUCGUCGUCGCUGGGUCACUCUCUGUUGGAUUCUGACCUGGUGGGUUCCAAAUCCGUGUCUUUCAUACCUCGGCAGGAUGAAACGUGAAGAUGUGCGCCAGGCCUGGCGGGAGAAACUGGCUCUGAACCUCCUCAUCUGGUUUGUCUGUCUCUGCACAGCUUUUGUGAUCGUCUUCUUGGGCAAACUCAUUUGUCCAACCGAGCAUGUCUUCAAUUCUUCUGAAUUGGCUAGUCAUAGCUACAUACUGAACGCCAAUAACGUGUACACUUCCAUUCGCGGCGAGGUUUUCGAUCUCAAUACCAUCACGGAGCUGCAUCAGCGCUCAGUCUCUGUUGUUCCCUCGAAGACUAUCCUCAAAACAUACGGAGGCACCAGCGCUGAUAGUGUUUUCCCCGUACAGGUCAGCGCCCUCUGCAAUGGUAUAGACGGUAGUGUCAGCCCCUACGUCGUGCUUUCCUCCACGAAUAACACCGACCAAAACAAGCAAUACCAUGAUUUCCGGUUCUUUACCAACGACUCGCGGCCAGACUGGUACUUCGAGAGCAUGGUGCAGAUGCGAUGGAUGGCUCGUCGUGGGUUCGUCGGGUUGACUCCCAAGGAGAUUGCGAGCAAGGCCAACGCCGGUAGUUCAAUUGCGGUCUACAACGGGAUGGUAUACGACCUAUCCGACUACGUCCAAAACCCUCGUGGUCUACAAGCUCCCUAUGGACAGGCCCCUCCUGGUGGCAUCAACACCAACUUUCUGGCGGACUCUCUCGUGUCUCUGUUCAAGCUCAAGGCCGGUGGAGAUAUCACCCAUGACGUGGACAACCUCGUCAACAACGGGUUGACAUCGGCUCAGCUUGACCGGCAGAGAGUUUGCCUACGCAAUCUCUUCCUCGUUGCGAAAGUCGAUGCUCGAGAUUCUGCAAAAUGUGUCUUUUCGACAUACAUCCUGCUCAUUCUGUCCAUCAUCAUGGUUUCGGUUAUCGGCUUCAAGUUCUUAGCCUCGAUCAGUCUCGCCAGCGUCCGAGCCCCUGAGGAUCACGACAAGUUUGUGAUCUGCCAGGUGCCUUGCUAUACGGAAGGCGAUUCUUCUCUACGUCGAACAAUUGACUCGCUCGCCGAGCUGAAGUACGACGACAAGCGCAAACUUCUGGUCGUUAUUUGCGAUGGAAUGAUCGUCGGUUCCGGAAACGACAGACCCACCCCUCGCAUUGUCCUCGACAUUCUAGGUGCUGACCCGAACCUGGACCCGGAGCCUCUCAGUUUCCUAUCCCUCGGUGAAGGCGCAAAGCAGCACAACAUGGGCAAAGUAUAUUCGGGUCUUUACGAGUGCAAAGGUCACGUGGUCCCGUACCUUGUCGUGGCCAAGAUCGGGAAACCGACGGAGAGAUCGCGGCCGGGUAAUCGCGGAAAGCGAGACUCGCAGAUGCUUUUGAUGCAUUUCCUCAACAAGGUCCACUUCAACUCGCCUAUGAAUCCCCUCGAGCUGGAGAUGUAUCAUCAGAUCAAAAACGUGAUUGGUGUCAACCCGACUUUCUAUGAAUAUCUGUUCAUGGUUGAUGCCGAUACGACCGUGGAUCAGUUCUCCGUGAAUCGCUUAGUGUCGUCGAUGAUACACGACAAGAAGCUGUUAGGUGUUUGUGGAGAAACGCAUCUGGCCAACGCGAAACAGUCGAUCAUCACGAUGAUGCAAGUCUAUGAAUAUUUCAUCUCUCACAACAUGGCCAAAGCCUUCGAGAGUCUGUUCGGAUCUGUCACUUGCUUGCCCGGAUGCUUCACGCUCUAUCGACUCCGCACGCCAGACACCCACAAGCCAUUGCUCAUAUCGAACCAGCUGAUUCAAGAGUAUCAAGAAAACCGCGUGGACACCCUGCACAUGAAAAACCUGCUGCAUCUUGGAGAAGAUCGAUACCUUACCACUCUGCUGUUGAAGCACUUCCCAACCUUCAAAACCCAAUUCGUGCGGGAUGCUCAUGCGUUCACGGUCGCCCCAGACGAUUGGCAGGUUUUGUUGUCUCAGCGUCGCCGAUGGAUCAACUCGACAGUGCACAACCUGGGAGAACUGGUGUUUCUGGAGCAGCUCUGCGGUUUCUGUUGUUUCUCGAUGCGUUUCAUAGUGAUGAUCGAUUUGGUUUCUACGCUCACACAGCCAGUCACUGUUGCCUAUCUCGUUUAUCUCGUGUACACGGUGGCGGCUGAGCACCAGCAAAUCCAGACUAUCUCACUGGUGAUGAUCAUCGCCAUCUAUGCUAUCCAAGCGUUAGUAUUCGUUCUCCGACGUAAAUGGGAUAUGAUAGGAUGGAUGGUCUUUUAUGUCCUCGCCAUCCCAGUGUUCUCGUUCAUGCUGCCGCUCUACUCUUUCUGGCGGAUGGAUGACUUCUCCUGGGGUCAGACUCGUGUCGUGCUCGGAGAAUCAGGAAAGAAGAUGAUCGUUCAUGACGAAGGCAAAUUUGAUCCCCGAGUGAUACCUCUCAAGUCAUGGAACGACUAUGAAAAUGAGCUUUGGGACAAGGAGUCGAACCAUAGCAUUGGGUCAUGGGCACCACCUCCCAAAUUGCGCAGUCAUUAUGCCGAGUCGCACACGGCGUCGCUCUACGGUCGAGAAACAACAUAUGAACCUCGCAGUUACUCGCCUGCCCCAUCUCAAGCCGGUGGCUAUGCACCUCUCCCUCUGCCAGGCUAUCAAUCGGGCAGGAACACUCCCCAAUCCCUCUACCACGUCCAGCCGAUGAUGCCCGACUCUCGGCCGCUCACGAAUUACCUCGAUGUGCAUGGCAUCAGUGGGGAUGAAUCUCCUUCCGAGGCUGAGCUCCACCAAGCUGUUCAAGACGCUCUUCGUGGAGCAGAUCUCAAUUCAAUCACCAAACGAGAGAUUCGCAGACGCUUGGAGGCUCGCUUUGGAAUGGAUUUGACUUCGAGAAAAUCUGCCAUCAAUGCUGCGAUUGAUCGAGCGCUUCUGAGCACGGCUUAGAACAUGGACAGCUUACCUCAUUUCUAUCUUGCUACGCAUAUGAACGUUCAAUCCACGGACCUAGGCAUCGUUUACCUUCCUUUACUAUUAGAACAAUAUUAGUCACUGUUAUGCAUGGAUAUAUCAGUUUUCGGAAUGAUCGCGUUGUUCCCAAAUAACGGGUCUUGAUUAGACUGAGUCGGUGUUGCCGUCCGUUUGAAUUGGCACUGAGGAAUUGGGUGAGAGUUAGCACUGAGAAGCUGGGUGAGUUAGUCUGAUUAUUCAAGGUAACUAGAGCAAGUCAAGUUGUAACUCGUCUUAACCUCCCAAGUUCAUCCAUAUGCCUGUGGACAUUUUUCACUGUUA